AUGCGCUUGAGAGAGUGGCCAGAAUUUGUUAGAUUGUUGAAUAAAAAUGAGAAAUGGUCGGGAGCAUUUGCAUUGGGUCCUGUUUAUGCUACUAGUUAUGAGAUUGCAUCAAGAUGGGGUCCGCCGACUGCUCAGCCUCCGGAAUCUGCUAACAAGGUGAUUUCUGCUGAUGCAUUGGUGUCUGGUCUUUUUCUCAAAAGGAACUUUUCCCAGGAAGUGCAUAGUUCUUUGCUCACAUGGAAUCGUAUGAAGCACUUGAUCAACUACUCUCAGGGCUUGCCUAAUGCAGUAGUGGCGGUUAAAGAAGCUCGAGUGGCAUGGGAAAAUCUUAUGGAUUCUUUUGUGAAGGAGCAAAAUGGUGACUUAAAUAACAGCUCAGUUCAGAAAAUGAAGGAGAAACUAUGUCCACAUUUUCUUAAUAAAAUGAAUGCUACAGAAUUUGCUGAUAGUGGUUAUAAACUAAGAAUUCCAUGUGGCCUGAUUCAGGGUUCUUCAAUUACUGUAAUUGGCAUUCCGAAUGGUCUUCUUGGUGAUUUUCGGAUUGAUUUAACUGGGGAGUCUCUCCCAGGAGAGCCAGAUCCUCCUAUAAUUUUGCAUUACAAUGUUCGGCUUCAAGGCGACAAGAUAACUGAUGAUCCUGUAAUUGUCCAAAACACUUGGACUGCGGCUGAUGAAUGGGGUGAAGAGGAGCGGUGCCCCUCGCCAAUUCCUGGUGAUAUUAAGAAAGUGGAUGAGUUGAACCAAUGUAAUGAACUGGUGGGUAACAAUGAUGCCCGGAAGGCUAUGGAAAGUGGAUCUCCAUCCAUUUCUUUACGGUCAUCAGUGGCAAGGAACAGAUCUGGAUCAAGUCAGCAUUUUCCAUUUAAGCAAGGCUAUUUGUCUGUGAUGACACUGAGGGUGGGAGAAGAAGGAAUUCAGAUGACAGUUGAUGGAAAGCACAUAACAUCUUUUGCGUUCCGUGAAAGUUUGGAGCCGUGGCAUGUAAGUGAAGUAAGAAUAUCCGGAGACUUGGAACUAAUUUCUGUCUUGGCAAGUGGCUUGCCCACAUCUGAGGGUUUAGACGAUGUUGUGGAUCUAACAGCACUGAAAUCAGCUCCACUCCAACGCCACCAAUCAUUAGACCUCUUUGUAGGUGUCUUCUCUACAGCCAACAAUUUCAGGCGGAGGAUGGCUGUUCGGAGAGCAUGGAUGCAGUAUCCUAAUGUCAAGAAUGGAACAGUUGCAGUGCGCUUUUUUGUGGGUUUGCAUAAAAACCAGAUGGUGAAUGAGGAACUCUGGAAUGAGGUACAAACCUAUGGAGACAUUCAGCUGAUGCCUUUUGUUGAGUAUUACAGUCUUAUAACCUGGAAGACAAUAGCAAUUUGCAUCUUUGGGACACAAGUUGUUUCAGCCAAAUAUGUCAUGAAGACAGACGACGAUGCAUUUGUUCGUGUGGAUGAGGUUCUAGCUUCUCUAAAUAGAUCAAAUGUGAGCCAUGGCUUGCUAUAUGGCCUCAUCAACACUGAUGCUCACCCGCAUAGGAGUACUGACAGUAAAUGGUAUAUCAGCCCUGAGGAAUGGCCUGAAUCUACUUACCCUCCGUGGGCACAUGGCCCUGGUUAUGUGGUGUCACAUGAUAUUGCACGGGCAAUUGCUAAGAGAAACAAAGGUCGUUUGAAGAUGUUCAAGUUGGAGGAUGUGGCAAUGGGGAUCUGGAUAGCAGAGUUGAAGAAAGAUGGUUUGGAAGUAACUUAUAUAAACGAACAGCGGGUUUACAAUGAAGGGUGCCAGGAUGGAUAUGUUGUUGCCCAUUACCAAAGCCCCAGGGAGAUGCUCUGCCUCUGGCAGAAGUUGCAAGAGGGAAAUGCGGCCAACUGUUGCGUGGAUCAAUAAGCUAGUAGUGCUAUAGACUUAUUAAAUUUGGCAUCAGAAUGAUAUUUAACACACAAGUUCUUGACUAAAUUUAUCGAUGAACCGCAACAUACAGAAUUAAUCCUACUAAGCAAUUUGAUCAAGAGAAGCCGUUAGAGAUUCAACAGAUAAAUUUAUGUUUGGUUUUUGACAUAAUUACAGGUAGGCAGGUGGUAAGUACUGAGUUCUAAUAUUUUGAGGGAUUUAUACCAUUUGUUUUAUGAUGAAGCAGAUCAGCAAUCGUUUGUAUAGAGAAAUGAUAGUAUUACAUUCUAGCAUUCUUCUUUUUCUUUAA
Molecule: messenger RNA, 2185 nt
Organism: Pistacia vera
Lineage: Eukaryota; Viridiplantae; Streptophyta; Magnoliopsida; Sapindales; Anacardiaceae
Product: beta-1,3-galactosyltransferase GALT1-like
Exons: 8
Coding region: 1-1872 (623 amino acids)
Cellular component (GO): Golgi membrane
Molecular function (GO): carbohydrate binding; UDP-galactose:N-glycan beta-1,3-galactosyltransferase activity
Source: RefSeq, a predicted model, not a curated record